Messenger RNA from Talpa occidentalis (Iberian mole), 2458 nucleotides. It is a transcript of the gene HMGCL, whose product is annotated as 3-hydroxy-3-methylglutaryl-CoA lyase. The transcript has 9 exons. The coding region runs from base 46 to 948 and encodes 300 amino acids. The record is from RefSeq and is a predicted model, not a curated record. Gene Ontology annotation, biological process: ketone body biosynthetic process; L-leucine catabolic process. Gene Ontology annotation, molecular function: hydroxymethylglutaryl-CoA lyase activity. Lineage: Eukaryota; Metazoa; Chordata; Mammalia; Eulipotyphla; Talpidae.
UCACGUGGGACGCAGCUGAGCCGCCGCGGGGGAAGCUGGGCCAAGAUGGCGACUGUGAGGAAGGCGCUGCCGCGGAGACUGGUGGGCCUGGCGUCCCUCCGGGCUGUCAGCACCUCAUCCAUGGGUACUUUUCCAAAUCGGGUGAAGAUUGUAGAAGUUGGCCCCCGAGAUGGACUACAAAACGAAAAGAAUAUCGUACCUACGCCAGUGAAAAUCAGGCUGAUAGACAUGCUUUCUGAAGCAGGACUCCCCGUUAUAGAAGCCACCAGUUUCGUGUCUCCCAAGUGGGUUCCUCAGAUGGCUGACCACGUUGAAGUCUUGAAGGGCAUCCAGAAGUUUCCUGGCAUCAACUAUCCAGUUCUGACCCCAAAUUUAAAAGGCUUCCAGGCAGCGGUUGCUGCUGGAGCCAAGGAAGUGGCCAUCUUUGGAGCCGCCUCUGAGCUCUUCACCAAGAAGAAUAUCAACUGCUCCGUGAAUGAAAGUUUGCAGCGGUUUGACGAAGUCCUGAAGGCGGCUCGGGCAGCCGGAAUCCCUGUGCGUGGGUACGUCUCCUGUGUGCUUGGAUGCCCCUAUGAAGGGAAGAUCUCCCCGGCUAAAGUAGCUGAGGUCUCCAAGAAGAUGUACUCAAUGGGCUGCUAUGAAAUCUCUCUGGGGGAUACCAUUGGUGUGGGCACCCCUGGUACCAUGAAGGACAUGCUGUCUGCUGUCAUGAAGGAGGUGCCCUUGACUGCCCUGGCUGUCCACUGCCAUGACACCUAUGGCCAGGCCCUGGCCAACACCUUGAUGGCCCUGCAGAUGGGAGUGAGUGUGGUGGACGCUUCUGUGGCAGGACUUGGAGGCUGUCCGUAUGCACAGGGGGCAUCAGGAAACGUGGCCACAGAGGACCUAGUCUACAUGCUGACUGGCUUGGGCAUCGACACGAGAGGGAGUGUGAGGUGUGUACAGUAGAGGGGAAGGUUGCUGCUAGAAGAUUGGGGAUGUUGUAUCGUGUCGUUGACAGAGGCCACGAGAAGGCCAGGCACUCGGUGAGUUUGACAGGGCAGUUCCAGGAGGCACAGGGUGUAGGGAACAGGCCCUGAAGGGAUCAGCUCAUGACAGGAAAUGAGCCUGUCCCCUGUGGACUUUGUUUUGUUUUCUGUAAAAUAAGGGCAGUAGAAUUAGCCCCUGGGGUUCUGCCAGUGCAUAGAACCCCCACUGGUCCAUGGGUGUGCUUGGAAUUAGAUGGAACUGGCUUUUUUUUCUUACAUCAUUGUUAAUUUUUGGACAGUAUUUGAUUUCUCUUCUCAGGCGUAGUCUCUGUCGUUCACCCCCCACCAGAGCACCCGUGAUCUAUCUGUACAGUCCCUGCUGCUCUUCCUCCCCCUCCCCUGCUGUAAGUCUCAGAUCUAUGGUCAGCUUGCAAGUUUUGUCUUUUUUUUUUUUUUUUUUUAAGAUUGAUUUAUUUAAACAAGAACUGGGGUACAGGUCAAAGGUGCAGGAGGGUGAGAGAAUUCACCAGAGAGAGCGGGGAGCAGAACUGGCAGACGGACCAAAGACACUGCUGAGGGGAGCAGCGGGCUCGACAGGGGAGGUCUGUCUCGCCAUGUGGGAAUCUCCUUGGGCGGCCGGGAAUCGAUCCCGCAUGCAGAGGCUGUGGACAGCUUCACAGCGCUGUGUUCAACCCACUGCGCCACCAGGGAGGCCCGCAAGUUUUGUCUUUUUCCUGAUCCUUUGUUCAGUUUCUUUAUAUUCUACAUAUAAGUGAAACCAUCCACUAUUGAUAUUUUUCCUUCUGACUUAUUUCACUUAGCGUAAUCCCUUCCAGCUCCAUCUAUGUUGCUGCAAAUGGCAUGAGUUUAUCUUUUUUGAUGGCUGAGUAGUAUUCCAUUGUGUAUAUAACACAUCUUGAUCCAUCCCUCUGUUUUGGGGCAUUUAGGUUGUUUCGGAACUGGCUUUAUUACCUAGUCCUGCCAUGUUCAGGCUUGUAUCACUUCAUCUCUCUGUGCCUAAAAGAUGAAUAAUACCAAUGUUUAUCUCAUUGUCAGUUAUGAGGAUUAAGUAUAAAAAGGUAGAGUGCUUAGCCCAGAGCUGAGCACAUAGUACAUCAGUAAAUGUGAGUUAUUAUAGUGGUUUUCAACAUGGCCUUUUGUAGAGAGUAAUUUUACACCUAUCUCCCCAAGCUUAUUACUUCACUAUAUAGUUUUUGACCCUGUGGGCCAGCCUUAUGGUAGGAACUGGAGAUGGAGGCCUGAACAGGAUUGAUGAGCUGCCUCCCUGGUGGUAUCACUACAAAAACAGAAGGAGGUGCCUUAUACAAGAGAGUGAGGGCAACCUCAGAUGCCAGGACACGACCUUACGGGCAGCUGGGUUUUCCUGUCAGGAACAAGAGCACUUUUUCACCUUCUCAGUCUGUGCAGUCUGCCGCUCGCCUGGGUGGAAACAGGCUUGCCAUGACUCACUGUGUCCUCUCACUUAUUUC